Messenger RNA from Leptopilina heterotoma, 1452 nucleotides. RefSeq lists its product as uncharacterized. Lineage: Eukaryota; Metazoa; Arthropoda; Insecta; Hymenoptera; Figitidae. Bases 1 to 1074 code for a protein of 357 amino acids. Gene Ontology annotation, molecular function: DNA binding. The transcript has 5 exons. The record is from RefSeq and is a predicted model, not a curated record.
AUGGAAGAACAAGUUCUGAUUAGUGGCGAUGGUUAUUUUACUAUAGUGUAUAAAAAAUCUAUUAUUUUUGAUUCAUCAAACCCAGACUUACAAUUCGGAUCAGAAAUUUCCUAUUGCUGGCCAGAGGAAGCUGCUUGUAAAAGAAUUUACAAAGGAAAAGUAAUUGCUACUUCGACCGAUGAAAAGGAAUUGAAAAAAUUGCAGUUGAAAAUGCAAAAUGCUGAGAAAAACACUAAGUCGAAAAAUAAAAGACGUAAAAUUUCCUUGGAUUCCAGCGACUGCAACACAGAAGAUGAAUCGACACCAAAUUCUUCAUUAAAUAAAAUUAAUACUGCCUUACAUCUCAAUAAAGAAUUGAACAUCGUGUUGAAUCAAAUUAAACAAAGGAAAACACUCUUCAUUUGGAAUCUUUUCAAUCUCCUAUCCAACUUCAAGUACAUCGUCCUACUGAACUUCUUGCUAGCACCUCAGCGAGCUUUAAUUCUUCUCUUGAUUCGUCCCUUAUUGAUUGCGACAAAAAAAAAGAAAAGCGAAAGUAAAAAUCUGAAAAAUCCAACAGAACGUCAAAGUAUUAUAGUAGACAAGGAACCUAAUCUGAAAGCAGAUGAGGGAGCUAUUGAUAUAACGGGCGAGGAAUCUGAUGAUACUGCAGUCAAAAAGAAAAAUGACGAAAAUGAAGACGACUUCUUAGUUUUUACUAAAGAGACUGCUAAUGCAGAGAAGGCAACGGAGUUAUUCACUGGAAGUGAUGUUUAUAUUGACAAAUUAGAAUUUAAGAACAUCAAGCGAACAGCUGGAUCCCAAACAUCACUGGCUCGAUCACUUAUGGUCGCUAUAUUUAAGGAGAAAGCACUUAUUACAUGCAGUCUUUUCAGAAAGGGGAACAAGGAUGCAGAAACGAAAUGUCUUCCCAAUAAUGCUGUUAAAGCUAUAUUAAGUUUUUCUCGUCGUUUUGCUGCUACCAAGGAGGAUUGGAAGUUAAUUGAUGACACAGCAGUAAAAGAUAGUAUGCGAUCGAAAUUAAAAGAAAUGAGAAAGAAGUCGAAGAAAGAAAGCAAGUCAUCGACUAAAUAGCUUGAAAUUGGGGAAUUCGACCUUAUACCAUCAUCUACUUUCCUUAAAGGGCAUCUGAACCAUUAUGACGUCACAAUUUGUGCAAAGCAUAUGUUCUAAAACCAUGACGUCAUAAUGGUUCAAGUGCCCUUAAAUCUUUGGUUUUUCAUUUUUUUUCAUUUUUGGUUUUUUUCAUUACAGAUAUUUAGCUUAGGCCACGGAUCAGUUUCGGAAGAGAUAAAAGGAAUAAGAAAAAAACAAAAAACUUUGAUCAAAAUUAAUGAGGAUGGGGCAAUUUUUCGUUCUUACAUUAAUGGUAAAAUUUAUUGCUUAACUCCUGAAAAAUUUGUACAAAUUCAACAGAAAUUAGGUGCAGAUUAAAUCCUAGUUUUAGAUGAA